Molecule: messenger RNA, 7775 nt
Organism: Brassica rapa (field mustard)
Lineage: Eukaryota; Viridiplantae; Streptophyta; Magnoliopsida; Brassicales; Brassicaceae
Product: transcription factor GLABRA 3
Molecular function (GO): protein dimerization activity
Source: RefSeq, a predicted model, not a curated record
GCAUGUCAAACUUUUUAUUUCAAGAAUUAACAAAAAGUUACAUCCAAAAUUUAAAAAUAAUAACCAAAUUAAUGUCUUUUUCAGUUUCAAAAUGUUAUGUCCAAAUCUAUUAAUCAUUCAAUCUAUGAAAAAUAAAAAAAUAGUUAAGUGAAAGUUAUAUUUUUAAAAAUACAAAAAUUUGAGAAAUGAAAAAUUAAAUUUUUAUUUCAAAAUCUAAAUAUCCGAACUCGAUCCGAAAUAAUCGAACCCAAACAAAAAAUACCCGAACCCGACCCGAAGUACAUAAAUACCCGAACGGGUUAUAUACCUCUAUACCGAAAUACCCGAAAAUUCGAAAUACCCGAUCCAAAACCGAACGGGUCAUUUAUGGUAAGACUCGAACCCAAGUAAACGAAGGAUCAGUAGGAGAUUUAUGAUUUGUGCUAAAAUAUUUUUACAGUCCAAAAACUAUCACUGUUUAGUUGGGUAAACACUUUACAACAGAGAAAUUAUGAUCUACAAAGACAAAAAAAAUUACUUUAACAAAUUGAAAUUCUCCUUUAAAACUAUACACACUUUCUAAAUAUCCAAAGAGUUAGAUUGAUAUUUAAUUCAUGCAUCAAAGAGUUAUCAGAAAGAAAAUCCUCGUCCUUUUUUUCUAAAGGCUCCUAACCAUUUCGUGCAGAUUCAAAAAUAUAUAUUUUCCAAGACGAUCCGGUCUAAAAAUUUGAUAAAAAGUUACUAUCAUCUUAGUAGAAAAACAAAAAAUCAUAUCUUGUAUUCUCAUGCUAUUUUACCUGUCACAAAAAAUUUUAAGUUACCCUAAAAAGAUAUUAAUAUAAAUUUGUCUCACAUACGAAAAAAUCAUGCUUCAUCUGUGCCAAAAUGUAAAAUGGUUUAAAAUGUGUUAUCCAAAAUAUUGAUAUUUGAAUAUGUUAUAAUUUAUUUUGUAAUUUUUUGAAUAAUUUUGAAUUUUUAUUUUUAGUAAUACUUUUUAAAUAAUUUUUUUUCACUUUAUGUGAUGUUAUCCAAAAUAUUUUAUUUUAAAACAAAGGAAGUAUAAUCUUAGACGUAUUUCACUUUGAUAUAAGAUACUUUAACUAACAUCUACGAAGCCGAUUAAUUACCUAAAUCUCUGAUUAACACCAAACUAAAAUUGUUUAGAGAGACUUUCGUUCUGUAGGGGACCGAUUUUGUUAUUGUUUUGACGUCUCUCUUUCUAGAUGUCAGAAAAUGAUAUUAAUUUAAAUAUAUAUUAUUUUUAUUUAUUUUAGGUGAUUGCAUAAGAUAUUAUAGAUGUAUGGGGAAUUCAGUCAAGGGAAUUUAAAAAGAUGGGAAAUUAUCGUAGAAAAUACCCAUGUAAGAAAACUUACACAAUUAGCAGAUUUCAAAGAUGCGAUUGUAAAAUUAAGAUUGUCUGUCCAUAUUGGAGACCUCUUCGAGGCCAAACAUUAAUUUCGUGUCCUUCUUUGUGUUUCCCAAUUUUAGUAAAGAUUGUUCUUAACUUUUCUUCCUCCUCAAAUUUUUACUAUUAUUAUUUUUUCGGUGAAAUCUAUUGUUGAGACUCAUAGCAAUAUAGAUUAUACAGCAUACUAUUUGACAGCAAGGAAAGGUGAUUUUUUUAAAAUAAUUAGUUUAAAUGGUAAAUAUCCAAUCUAAAUUCAAGUAAAGUAUUUUCUUUAACAUCAUUUUCUCAAUCAUAUACUCUAGUUUUAGCCAAAUAAUGUUCUUUGGCUCUCAUUCUCAAAACUUUCUAUCUUUUGAAACAAUCAUUGUUUCAUUUUUCCGGUGACCGGUUUUAUGAUUUUUCGACGACCGGUUUUAUGUUUAUAUGAUUUUUCGACAACUGAUGUUAACAACGGCGCCAUAAAAGUACCAGAUUUAUCUUUUUCACUUUUUCGUCUUUCAUUAUGUUCUUCACGAGAUGUUUAGUUUUUCAAUGGUCUUAAAAGAUCAGAUCACAGACAGCGGUAAUUUGCAUGGCCUUUGGCUGAAAUUGUAACUUUAUGAACUUAAUUUGUAUAAUCGGAUCUAGUUAGGAUUUGAUAUCUCAGACUUUUUCAGUUCUUUCUCUAUAUUCCCUACGGCUUUAAGCUUUAUUUUUAAAUGGUAAGAUUGUUUUUGGAAGAGGAACGAAGGCUUGAAGUAGUGGUGGUUUGUUUCUUCAGUCUGGCCAUCCUAUGAUUUUUCUUCUUGGUUUGCAUGUCAAUUUUGAAGACGACAUAUUAAGCUUGAAACAAGGGUUUGCUAGUGGCAGUGGAGACGAGUGGAUUGCGAAGUACGGCCUAAGCUAAUCCAAACACUUGCUUUGAACUGACAAAAUUGUUUUUUUUGUCUUCAAAAUACAAACUCAAGUAAGACUCUGUGAACCAAAUCGAUACCUCACCAUCCAUAUGAACAAUAAAAUAUUAUUGCUUCCUUACACUCUGUGCAAGACUGUCCACCUUUAAAUUAUGUGUUUGUGGUAUAUGAAUGAUCUCUGAGUGAUUGAAACUUUUCCGUAGGAGUUUGAUGUCCUCCAACUAAUUUGCAAAAGUAGGUCAUUCUUCCGGUGCUAAAACCAUCUUCACCAAUCGAGAACAAUCCGUUUGCAAAUACGACGUGAUAUUGACGCAGAUUCUUCAUGCAUUCCAUGACCCAAAUGAAAGCUUCUAUUUCCGAAUGUAACGGUGAUAGACUUUCUCUUGUAUUUCUUAACCCCAUCAGACCAUCAAAGAAGUUUAAAGUACUAUACUAACCUUGUCUAGAAAAAAAAUUCAUGUGCUUUCCAUGAAUCCAUAUGUCAAACACCAUCUUCUCGGGGUGGAGGGUAAACAUGACGCCUCCAUUUCUUUUUCUGUGAAACAUUCUGAAAAAUGGUGCCUGAGCUUCUACCCAAAAUAAUGAUUCAGUUUCUGCCAGUUCAAGGGUUUCCUUCAGUUCAAUAUCUAACCGACGAAAUUGUUCAGAUCUGUUUGUUUCUUCAUCCCCUUGUGAUUCUCUUUUUUUUUUUAGAUUUUUCAUUCUGAGGAAACGAUAUCUCUGCUCUCACAAUAAAGACGUCAUCCUAUUAUAUAUUAAUUGAGAAGUCACUUAAGUGACUUUUGUUUAAGUGUCAUUCAUAAGUGAAGUUUAGAAUUAAUUCUCUUAAUUUAAUUGGUUGUUAGUAUUUUAAUUUUCAUUUAUUUAAUUAAAGUUUUAAAAAUAAAACUAAUCCUAGAACUACCUAAUCUAAUCUAUAUUACCAUACAAACAAUCAAAAAUUUUAAAGAUAGAAGAAUUAACAUAAUUUGUUUAUAAAAACAAUUAAAUACAAUGUUUUUAAACCCGGUCUAGACACUGAACCGUACGACUUACUGGAUCGUUGGGUUACUGGAUCGACCGCGGGUGAACCGCGGGUUAAUAAAUGAAUUAAUUUUAUUAUAUAAUAAUAUAUUAUCUAUGCAAAUAAAAAUAUAGAAAUUAAAGUUUAAUAUUUUCUAAAUAUUUUUUAAAACAUAAAAUAAUAGUUUGGCUAUGUAUAUAUUUUAUGGUUAAAAACAUUUAUAAAACACUUAACUUUAGGUUUUAUAUUUUUAUUUUCAUUUGACAUACAAAAUAUCAAAAAAUAGUUAGACUAUUUAAAAUUUCUUGUGACAAGAUAAGAGUUAUGACAUCUAAAAAAAUCAAGACAUAAAAUUCAUUAAUAUUUAAAUGUAUAAUGUGAAUAAUAAAUGAAACUUCAAAUCCAAAAUAAACCAAAAAUAAAAGAUCAUUGUAAUAAAUUAUCAAUAACGGAAAUAAACUAACACCAAAUCUCAUCAAUUAAUUUUAGUUUUCUUUACCAUCGUUCACUUCAUUUUUUAGAGGUGGCAUAGUAAAAUCUUCAACAAAAUCUAAAAAUCACAAAUAUAAAACUGAAAAGGGAAAAGCUAAUUUUUUUUUGUCAGCACAUAACUUCUUAAAUAGAAACUUAGAACAUAAAAGCUAAUCUAAAAACAUAAUUAAAAACUAAAAAGGAAGUAAAAUUUACUUUUUGGUUCAACUAGUAUCGGGUUCCGGGUUUUAUGGGUUUUUUGUGGGUUUCUAUAUUGGGUUUUUAACAAAACCCAAACUAGAUUUUUUCUUAGUCACUCGGUUUACCGGUUCAACCGCGGGUCCGGGUCGGAUUUCAAAACAGUAAUUAAAUAUCAUAGAUUAUAUUUAGAAAUUUAAAAUACACAUAUAAAUACAUAUGGUAUGAUAGAAAUAAUUAUAUAAAUGAUUUUAACAUAUUUAUAUUAAUAGUGGAUACAAUAAAUUAUAGAUUACAAAAAACUAAUUAAUCUAAACCUAAUGAUAUUUUGUUAUACUCCCUAUAUAUAUUGUUUUUCGAAAAUGUGUCAUAUGAAUGUAAAACAGUCAAAUAUACAAUUUUAAAAAUAUUCAGUCAUUUUUCAGUGACAAAUGUUGAUUGUAUAGUUGAAUUAUUACUUUAAAAAUGAUUAAAGUAUUUAUAUAUUUAAAAACAGAAAAAAUACAAUUAAAUAGCAUAGAUUACAUUAUAUAAAUUUAAAAUGCACAUAAAAAUACAUACGGUAUGAUAGAAAUAAUUAUAUAAACGAUUUUAACAUAUUUAUAUUAAUAGUGGAAACAAUAAAUUAUAGAUUACAGAAAACUAAUUAACCUAAACCUAAUAAUAUUUUGUUAUACUCACUAUAUAUAUUGUUUUUCUAAAAUGUGUCAUAUAAAUGCAAAACAGUCAAUAUACAAUUUUAAAACUAUUCAGUCAUUUUUCAGUGACAAAUGUUGAUUGUAUUGUUGAAUUAUUACUUUAAAAAUGAUAAAAGUAUUUGUAUAUUUAAAAACAGAAAAAUACAAUUAAAUAUCAUAUAUUACAUUAUAUAAAUUUAAAAUACACAUAUAAAUACGUAUGGUAUGAUAGAGAUAAUUAUAUAAACAAUUUUAAAAUAUUUAUAUUAAUAUUGAAUACAAUAAAUUAUAGAUAACAGAAAACUAAUUAACCUAAACCUAAUAAUAUUUUGUUAUACUCUAUAUAUAUAUAUAUUGUUUUUCUAAAAUGUCUCUUAUGAAUGCAAAAACAGUCACAUAUACAAUUUUAAGAACAUUCAGUUAUUUUUCAGUGAUAAAUGUUGAUUGUAUAGUUGAGUUAUUACUUUCAGAAAUGAUUUAAUUAUUUGUAUAUUUAAAAACAGAAAAAUAUAAACAGAAUAUUUAAAAUAAAAAAAUUAUUUUUAACAGUUACUCUCGUGGGCUCUCUGAUUUUAUACCAAAAUUAUUCAAAAUUUUAAAAAGAUUAUACAAAACCAAAACUUCUGAUUUUCAAACUAUUUAAAAUAAAAAAUUAUUUAUAAUAGUUAUGAUUUUUAUUUAAAAUUAUAAAAUUAUAAAAUUAUAAAAUAUAAAUUUCAUAAAAUAUUUAUAUCUGCGAAAUCGCGGGUAACUACCUAGGACGAUUAAAAUUAUAGAUUCUUAGACGGUAAUAGUCUCACAAGUUUUACACAACAACAAACUAGUAUUUAUAAUAACAAUAUUAAAAAAAAAAAAAAAAGUAAAGUGAUAUAAAAACACAAACACUUCUGUGUUUAUUUGUCUUUUGCCGGCGGAAACCGAAACCAUUUCAUGUAAGUGACAAACUCGAAAACCUUGUAAUCCAAUAUGUUUCAUCUCUAAUACUUCAUAAAAUCAUGGAUGAAGAAACAAUGGUUACGGGACAAAACAGAACAUCUGUUCCUGAGAAUCUGAAAAAACAGCUUGCAGUUUCAAUUCGAAGUAUUCAAUGGAGUUAUGCGAUCUUUUGGUCUGUCUCUGCUUCUCAGCCUGGAGUGUUAGAAUGGGGAGAUGGAUAUUAUAACGGAGAUAUCAAAACGAGGAAGACGAUUCAAGCUUCGGAGAUCAAAGCUGAUCAGCUUGGUUUAAGGAGGAGCGAGCAGCUUAGAGAGCUUUUUGAGUCUCUCUCCAUCGCUGAAUCUUCUUCCACUGGAACCGCCGUGGGAUCUCAGGUCAGUAGACGAGCUUCCGCCGCUGCACUCUCGCCGGAAGAUCUCGCCGACACGGAGUGGUACUACUUGGUUUGUAUGUCUUUCGUCUUCAAAAUCGGUGAAGGAAUGCCUGGACGGACGUUUGCAAACGGUGAACCGAUAUGGCUAUGCAAUGCUGGUACUGCUGAUAGUAAAGUUUUUAGCCGUUCUCUCCUCGCUAAAAGCGCUUCCGUUAAUACAGUAAUUUGCUUCCCGUUUCUUGGAGGAGUCGUUGAGAUCGGUACCACAGAACACAUUGCAGAGGAUAUGAACGUAAUACAAUGCGUGAAGAAAUCAUUCCUCGAAGCUCCUGAUUCAAACGCUUCAAUAUUACAACCAAUAUCAUCAGAUUAUCACAUAGACAACGUCCUCGAUCCGCAACACAUCCUAGGAGACGAGAUCUAUGCUCCUAUGUUUGGCACUCGGCCUUUUCAAGCAACUUCCCCGACCAGAACCACCAACGGUUUCGAUCCCGAACACGAUCAACUAGCGGAAGAUCAUGAUUCGUUCAUGGCCGAAGGAAUCAACUCUCAAGUACAAAGUUGGCAGCACAUGGACGAUGAACUCAGCAACUGCGUUCACCAAUCGCUAAAUUCCAGCGAUUGCGUCUCUCAAACGUUUGCUGAAGCAGGGGCUAGACGAGUUUCUUGCGGCGCAAGAAAGGGUAGGAUUCAAAGGUUAGGGCAUCUCCAAGAGCAACAGAAAAAUGUGAAGAUGCUAUCUUUUGAUCCAAGAAACGAUGAUGUUCAUUACCAAAGUGUUAUCUCCACAAUUUUCAAGACGAGUCACCAGCUAAUCCUCGGACCACAGUUCGGAAACUGCGAUAAGCGGUCAAGCUUCACAAGGUGGAAGAAACCAUCACCAUCAUCAUCUGGAACCGCAUCAAUCGUAGCACCAUCACAAGGAAUGUUGAAGAAGAUUAUUUUCGAGGUUCCACGAGUGCACCAGAAAGAGAAGCUGAUGCUGGAUUCACCAGUGGCUGGGGAUGAAACCGCGAACCACGCGGUUUCAGAGAAGAAACGGCGGGAGAAACUGAAUGAACGGUUCUUGAUCUUGAGAUCAAUCAUUCCUUCAGUCAAUAAGAGCGAUAAAGUAUCAAUUCUUGAUGAUACAAUUGAGUAUCUUCAAGAACUAGAGAGACGGGUUCAAGAACUAGAAUCAUGCAGAGAAUCAACCGAUACAGAAACUCGUGGGACAAUAGCAGCGAAGAGGAAGAAACCUUAUGAUGCAGGCGAAAGAACAUCAGCUAAUUGCACAAACAAUGAAAUCGGCUACGUGAAAAGAACCCAUGUCGGAGAAGCCGAACCAGCAGAAACCGGUUUAACCGAUAAUUUAAGGAUCAGGUCGUUUGGAAACGAGGUGGUAAUUGAGCUGAGAUGUGUUUGGAGAGAAGGCGUUUUGCUUGAGAUAAUGGAUGUGAUUAGUAAUCUCCACUUGGAUUCGCAUUCGGUACAAUCCUCGACCGGAGACGGUUUACUCUGCUUAACCGUCAGUUGCAAGCACAAGGGCUCAAAAAUUGCCACACCAGGAAUGAUCAAAGAGGCACUUCAAAAGGUUGCAUGGAUAUGUUGAAGACAUUUUAGCUUAAAAGUAUUAGCAAAAUAUUUUCCCGCUUAGGUUUUUGUAAUCUUUGGCAUUCUUCUAGUUUUAGGAAUUCAUGUAAACCCCAAAAAAAAGACAAAUAUUUUAUUUCUUCUUUUUGUUGCUGGUUAACGUAGGCGAAGAACUAAAAAGGGAACUUGAAAUUUUCUUUGAAGGUAGAUUGUUUUAAGAAUAUUUGUUUUGCUCUAAUAACACGAUGGAAAUCAUCUUGUGACU